Messenger RNA from Mugil cephalus (flathead mullet), 4423 nucleotides. RefSeq names its product ral guanine nucleotide dissociation stimulator-like 1 (gene rgl1). NCBI's taxonomy places the organism in Eukaryota, Metazoa, Chordata, Actinopteri, Mugiliformes, Mugilidae. Bases 345 to 2798 code for a protein of 817 amino acids. The transcript has 18 exons. Gene Ontology annotation, biological process: Ras protein signal transduction; positive regulation of GTPase activity. Gene Ontology annotation, molecular function: guanyl-nucleotide exchange factor activity. The record is from RefSeq and is a predicted model, not a curated record. Gene Ontology annotation, cellular component: plasma membrane.
AAUAGACUUUAAUCACUCAUGUGGUUGAGAGCUGUUGGCUAGUCGAGUCCCACGCGUUGUAGGAGGACAGAAAGAAACAUAAACAGAAGAGGACAAGACAGAAACUGUACGGCGGAGAGAGAAGAGAAACAGGAAGGGUGAAGACUGAGGUGGACUUCUUUAAAGGACAGCUAUCACCACUUCUGAGACCAGUGCAGUUUGAGAGAAGAGACAUCUGACGAGGAGGCUUAAACCUGAAUCCUCUCCGUCUCAAAUUUAAGACCUCAGUUCGGCUGAAGACGUCUCCAUCCACCCUGCCGUCCAGUCUGGAGUAUGUCCUACCAUCCUUUUCACCCCUGCAGCUGAUGCAGGCGGUCCACAUGAUCUCUCAGUACCCUCUGGCCACCCUCCUGCCCUGGCCUGCGGGUCCGCAAAACAGCUGUCCCGACCUGGACUGCACCUUACUGCUGGAUGGAGAGGGAGGUGUCGCCCUGCAGAGGUACCAGGCUCGCUCCCCGGAGAGCAGCCCACGUCACUGGAGCUCUGUGCAGGACUGGGGGGAGGAAGUCGAGGAAGGAGCCAUCUACAAUGUGACACUAAAGAGGGUUCAGAUUCAACAGGCGGCCAACAAGGGAGCGAGGUGGCUGGGGGCGGAUGGCGAUCGCCUACCUCCGGGCCACACGGUGAGCCAGCUGGAGACAUGCAAAAUCAGAAGCAUCCGCGCUGGAACACUGGAGCGUCUGGUGGAGACGUUGCUGACGGCGUUCGGAGACAACGACCUCACCUACACCUCCAUCUUCCUCUCCACCUACAGAGCCUUCGCCAGCACGCAGACUGUGCUGCAGCUACUGCUGGACAGGUACGGAAAUGUGGAAGAAAAUGAACAAGAGCCAGACAGGUGCCAAAGGUCUGAAUCCAGCGGAGCCAUCAGAAAUGCCUUGGCUUCUAUCCUGCGUGCCUGGCUGGACCAGUGUCCUGAAGACUUCCAGGAGCCUCCAGACUACCCCUGUCUCCACAGGCUAAUGGACUACCUGCGCAAGGCUCUCCCUGGUUCAGAGGCCCUCAGGAGGGCAGAGGGUCUGCUGGAGCAGCUGCAGGGACAGGCCGGCAUGGAUGAGACAGAUGCUGGUUUCCAUGGCAACAGCUCGUUCUGCCUGGGGGAGGAGGAGGAAGUGGAGAUUGAGGUCCAGGAGGACUUCCUGACGUUUGAUGCUGACCUAGUGGCCGAGCAGCUGACCUACAUGGACGCGCUGCUGUUUAAAAAGGUCGUACCCCACCACUGUCUGGGCUCUAUCUGGUCGCAGAGGGAUAAGAAGCACAACAAGCACAGCGCUCCCACCAUCCGCGCCACCAUUACUCAGUUCAAUGCCGUCGCGGCCUGCGUGGUCAGCACGGUGCUGAAACACAGACAGAUCCGGCCGCACGUCAGAGCGCGGGUCAUCCAGCGCUGGAUAGACAUCGCUCAGGAGUGCCGGAUACGCAAAAACUUCUCAUCUCUGCGAGCCAUUGUAUCGGCGCUGCAGUCCAACCCUCUGUACAGGCUGAAAAAAGUUUGGGCCUGCGUGCACAAAGACAGCAUGCAGACAUUUGAGGAACUCUCAGACAUUUUCUCGGACCACAACAACUACCUGACGAGCAGAGAGCUCCUCAUGAGGGAAGGCACUUCAAAGUUUGCCAGCCUGGAGAGCUGUGCCAAGGAGCACCAGAAACGCACCCACAAGAGACUACAGCUGCAGAAGGAAAUGGGAGCAAUGCAAGGAACGAUACCGUACUUGGGGACAUUUCUAACUGACCUGACCAUGUUGGAUACAGCCCUGCCUGACUUAGUGGAGGGUGGUCUGAUCAACUUUGAGAAGAGACGCAGGGAGUUUGAGGUGAUCGCUCAGAUCAAGCUGCUCCAGUCAGCCUGUAACAGCUACUGCCUGACUGCAGACCCGGCUUUCCUCCGCUGGUUUAAGGGCCAAUCUCAGCUCAGCGAGGAGGAAAGCUACGCCUUGUCUUGUGAGAUUGAAGGUCUUGGCGACAGCAGCCCGACUUCUCCCAAACCCCGCAAGAGCAUGGUGAAGAGACUCAGCCUGCUGUUUCUUGGAACAGACAGCAACACGGCCAGUUCUCCAGUCAGAGAGACGCCACGAUCGCCUCCUACUGGCAGCUCGGGGGAGAGCAUGGACUCGGUCAGCGUGUCCUCCAGUGACUCCAGCAGCCCAUCAGACAGUGAAGGGCUCACCACCCCCACUCACAACUCUGAUUCCCAGCAAAACAAGCUAUCAGAAUCAUCAUCCUGUACUUCACUCCACUCCAUGGACACCAGCUCUUCAACAGCCAGUGUCUCCAUGACUCCCGCGUCUCCCUCCCUCCCCGGGCACCCCUGCACCCACAGACGCUCCAUCUCCCUCACACCUCUGACUCCCAGCUCUCCGGGUCAAACCCCAGCGUACAACACACAGGCCCAGGACGCGUGCAUCAUAAGGGUCAGCCUGGAGCAUGGCAACGGGAACCUGUACAAGAGCAUACUGCUGACCAAUCAAGACAAGACCCCGGCUGUGAUUUCUAGGGCCAUGGCGAAGCACAACCUGGAGGUGGAGCCGGAGGAAGGAUACGAGUUGGUGCAAGUUAUCUCUGAGGAGAGAGAACUGGUGAUUCCAGACAACGCCAACGUCUUUUACGCCAUGAACACCUCCGCCAACUUCGACUUCCUGCUGCGCGUGCGAGGCUCGGCGGGUCGGCCGGUCCAGCUGCGUAGCCGGUGUAGCUCCACGCUCCCGCGCGCCCAGCACCGCUCCAGCCUCUCGCUCAGACUCAGCAAAGUCACGCUGUGACACCUGGACUGUAGUGACCGAGCAGUCUGCCCUCACGCCACUAACCCGAGGCAGCACAGGCGGAUGGAUUAAUAGGUAGACGGAGCAGACAGAUCCCAGUAAGAUCCGAGACUCUGUGACUUGAACAAGCUGGGACUCCUCUUGAACUGUGCCAUCCACUGCCUUAACAGCCUUAACAUGGAGCAUAGAUGUGUAGCGCGACUGCUGUGCCAGUUGGACUAAACUGACUAGUGAUGCCUGUGACGGAGUGAAACAGCUACCCCAAGUGGCCUCCACUCAUCACAACAACAGAUUUUUGCACAUGUGGGAGCAAACUCCUGACCUCCAACAGUAUUCUGAUGUUGAAUGAACUUCUUUUUGUCCUGUGUCGUCUGCGUAGCUGAAGCUUUACUUUUCUGCUAAUAGAAGAGAGGGGAAUGCAGAAGCAAAUAUUGCUGGUGGAACAGAAGGAGAAGUGGACUGAGCGUCCAGCCCUGUUGCCUUUAUUAACGAAUGAAUGGACCUCUAACAGUAUUCUGAAUGAUAUUAAUUGAUUGACAGGAGCUGGGAUGUCAUUCUUUUGCCUUGUCAGGCGUCUUUACCAGUCUGGCUCGUGCACAGUGUGCACAGUGUGUGAGUGUGUGUGUGUGUGUGUGUGUGUAUUCUGCCCCUCUCAUAUUGUGAGCUGUGUGACGAAUGCAGUGUUACGUGCAUUCCGAUUGGUUCCAGUACUUGGUUUUAUCAAGUCCACGGCAAAUAUUAAAAAUGGCCUUACCUGCCCUGUCUUCAGGGUGUUGAGAUGCAAGCUGUGCUGCUUUCUAUAGUUCCCUCUCGUUUUCAGACCUGGAGAAAAGAAACCACGUAUAAGAAAAAAGAGGAUGAGCGAGGGUCUUACUGAAAUGGAGAGCAACAUGCAGAGCAUCUCAGACUGAUUCAUAUUUGUACCUCUUUGCCCUUUAUCAUAUGAACGAUUGAGUUGCACUUGUCAGUUGGUAGGAGAUGCCAAUGGGAUGUGAAUAAGGAAGAAUGAGUGAACCGCUCCGUCAGCGGUUACCUCCCUCUUCUCUAAAUGAGUUACUAUUUCUGUUUGUAAUUGUUGCUUUUUUUUUUUUUAUGUGUUUUUAUAUGUUCACACUUCAGGCCAGAAACAAACACGAGACUGGAGAGGGCUUUUAACAAAAAUUAAUUCAAAGAGUGUCCUUCAAAAAAAAAAAAAAAAAAAAAAAAAAAGCCAGUGCCAGAUUUUACUGUGAUAAAUUUGGAGGGACAUUUUGUUUUAGUACACAACAACAACAACAACAACAAAAAAAGCCUCUACACCCUUUAAACUGCCUUCUUUUUGUGUCAUGACUGCACUACUCAUGCACUAGUCAACGCAGCAGCAUCACCAACACUAACUCUGCAGUGUCAUGGUUGUGCCAUGUUUACACGUUAGUCUAAUACGUAGAUGCUCCCUGGGUUAAUAACACAAUCCUUCUGGGGUGGACCGGUCGUCUUCUGGACUUAUGUUAACGUCCCGACUGGUCAGUCUAUGUGUCUUCAUGCAGCACUUCACUUAAAAAUGUUCUCAUUACAUCACCCUCAGUUUUCUGUUCUCCACUGCCAAAGACUUUUACUCUACCUGAAUAAAUAAAUUAUUAUCAUUA